UCCUCUUUUCUCUCAUUUUCAUAUUUUCACAUUCUCUGUAUGACUAUCUAUAAGACGACGUUCUCGAGUUGAAUAAUAUAUACUUAUAUACAUAUAAUAGUAUAUAUUUAUAUUUUUAUAUAAUAUCUAGAGACACAUACGCACAGAGAAGAGAACAAAGACCGGAUCAGAUCUUUAUUAUCCUCCUGUUUAUAUUCUCUCAGAUCUCUCAAACCCAAAUCUAAAAAGUGAAAAAUGGCGCAUAUUUUGCUACAUGGGUCGCUUCACGCCACGAUCUAUGAGGUCGAUAAGUUGCGUGGUAAAGGAGGUGGCAAUUUCUUCAGCAAGCUUGUGGAUAACAUCCAAGAGACUGUCGGUUUGGGCGAUGGAGUUACCAAACUCUAUGCCACUAUUGACCUGGAAAAGGCUAGGGUUGGAAGAACCAGAAUUAUAGAAAAGGAACACUCCAACCCUAGGUGGUUUGAGUCUUUUCACAUUUACUGUGCUCAUUUGGCUUCAAAUGUCGUAUUCACUGUCAAAGAUGACAAUCCUAUUGGAGCAACAUUAAUUGGAAGAGCAUACGUACCUGUUGCGGACAUCUUGGAUGGGGAAGAAGUGGACAGAUGGGUUGAAAUAUUGGAUGAAGACAAAAAUCCUAUCCACGGAAAUUCUAAGAUUCAUGUGAAGCUCCAAUUCUUCGAUGUUACGAAGGACCGCAAUUGGGGACUUGGUAUUAGAAGUCUUAAAUUUCCUGGAGUUCCAUAUACGUUUUUCUCCCAGAGACAAGGAUGCAAGGUCUCCCUGUAUCAAGAUGCUCAUGUCCCAGAUAAUUUCAUUCCUCCAAUCCCCCUUGCCUCUGGCAAGAACUAUGAGGCCCACAGAUGUUGGGAGGAUAUCUUUGAUGCAAUCUCUAAUGCUAAACACUUGAUCUACAUUACUGGCUGGUCUGUUUACACCGAAAUUUCUCUGGUAAGAGACUCUAGGAGGCCAAAGCCUGGUGGAGACAUUAAGCUGGGAGAUCUGCUUAAUAAGAAGGCAAGUGAAGGUGUUAAAGUUCUUAUGCUUGUUUGGGAUGACAGAACGUCUGUGGAUUUGUUGAAGAAGGAUGGACUAAUGGCCACGCAUGAUGAAGAUACUGAAAACUUCUUCAGAAACAGUGAUGUACAUUGUGUUUUGUGCCCUCGCAAUCCCGAUGAUGCUGGAAGUUUUAUUCAGAACGUGCAAAUAUCAACCAUGUUCACUCACCACCAGAAGAUUGUUGUUGUUGACAGUGAAUUACCUGGUUCAGGAUCAGAUAAAAGGAGAAUAGUAAGUUUCGUUGGGGGUAUUGACCUAUGUGAUGGGAGAUAUGAUACUGCCUUCCACUCACUUUUCAGGACACUGGAUAGUGCCCACCACGAUGAUUUCCACCAGCCAAACUUUCCCGGGGCAGCCAUCAAUAAAGGUGGCCCGAGAGAGCCGUGGCACGACAUCCACUCUAAGCUAGAAGGUCCCAUUGCUUGGGAUGUCCUGUUUAACUUUGAGCAGAGGUGGAGAAAGCAAGGUGGUAAGGAUAUACUCGUUCCCCUCAGAGAGCUUGAUGAUGUCAUCAUUCCUCCAUCCCCUGUCAUGUAUCCUGAGGACCACGAGUCUUGGAAUGUUCAGUUGUUCAGAUCUAUUGAUGGUGGUGCAGCUUUUGGUUUCCCUGACACACCCGAAGACGCAACCAAAUCUGGGCUUGUGAGUGGGAAGGAUAACAUCAUUGAUCGAAGCAUUCAGGAUGCUUACAUCAAUGCCAUUCGACGUGCAAAGAACUUCAUCUAUAUUGAAAACCAGUACUUCCUUGGAAGCUCUUAUGCAUGGAGUGCUGAUGGCAUUAAGCCAGAGGAUAUUAACGCUUCGCAUCUAAUUCCGAAGGAGCUGUCCCUGAAGAUUACCAGCAAGAUUGAAGCAGGUGAGAGGUUUACCGUCUACAUUGUUGUCCCAAUGUGGCCAGAGGGGAUCCCAGAGAGUGGAUCUGUUCAGGCAAUAUUAGACUGGCAGAGGAGGACAAUGGAGAUGAUGUACAAAGAUAUUAUUCAGGCACUAAAGGCUAGGGGUAUUGUGGAGGAUCCUAGGAACUACUUGACAUUUUUCUGCCUUGGAAAUCGGGAGGUAAAGAAGCCAGGAGAAUAUGAACCUUCUGAAAAACCCGAUGAGGAUACAGAUUAUAUUAGAGCCCAGGCAGCACGGCGCUUCAUGAUAUAUGUCCACACUAAGAUGAUGAUUGUUGAUGAUGAAUACAUAAUCAUUGGAUCUGCCAACAUCAACCAAAGGUCAAUGGAAGGUGCCAGGGACACCGAGAUUGCCAUGGGAGCCUACCAACCGUGCCAUUUAUCCACCCGCGAAUCAGCUCGUGGUCAGGUCCACGGUUUCCGAUUGGCCCUUUGGUAUGAGCACCUUGGCAUGCUUGAUGAAUCAUUCCUGGAGCCGGAAAGCAAGGAGUGUGUGCAGAAGGUGAACCGGAUUGCUGACAAGUACUGGGAUCUCUACUCAAAUGAGACACUUGAACAUGAUCUUCCAGGCCAUUUGCUUCGCUAUCCUAUUGGCGUUGCCAGUGAAGGAGACAUCACUGAGCUGCCAGGAUUCGAGUUCUUCCCAGACACCAAGGCUCGUGUUCUUGGAACCAAAUCUGAUUACCUCCCUCCAAUCCUUACUACUUAGUGAGUUUGUGUGGUCAGUGUUUUCUACUUUAGUUCUAUUUAAAUAAUAAUAGCCUCUUUAUCGAUAUGAUGUGACAAGAUAAUAACAAUAAUAAUUUAUCGAUCAUCGUAAUCUUGUGGAAGUGUUUUGUUAAUUAUGUCAGGAUGUUCAUAGCAGGUUUAUUGUGGUAUUUGCUAUGGUGUAUUUCUAACUAGUGGCUUUGCUUGAAUUAUGAGAUCUGUUUUUGUAUGGUAAAUGUAUGUUUAUUUUCUUGUUAUACCGA
Molecule: messenger RNA, 2923 nt
Organism: Morus notabilis
Lineage: Eukaryota; Viridiplantae; Streptophyta; Magnoliopsida; Rosales; Moraceae
Product: phospholipase D alpha 1
Exons: 4
Coding region: 235-2661 (808 amino acids)
Biological process (GO): phospholipid catabolic process; phosphatidylcholine metabolic process
Cellular component (GO): plasma membrane
Molecular function (GO): calcium ion binding; D-type glycerophospholipase activity
Source: RefSeq, a predicted model, not a curated record